Bradysia coprophila is the source of this 1814-nucleotide messenger RNA. RefSeq names its product (6-4)-photolyase (gene phr6-4). Gene Ontology annotation, molecular function: DNA binding; deoxyribodipyrimidine photo-lyase activity; FAD binding. NCBI's taxonomy places the organism in Eukaryota, Metazoa, Arthropoda, Insecta, Diptera, Sciaridae. The record is from RefSeq and is a predicted model, not a curated record. Gene Ontology annotation, cellular component: nucleus; cytoplasm. Gene Ontology annotation, biological process: circadian regulation of gene expression; entrainment of circadian clock by photoperiod.
UAAAAAUCAACCGGCAGGCGGAGUUUUGUUUUGUUUAUAAAUCGUAACAACCAACACGUAAAAAUGGACAAACAACAGAAAACAAUAAUUCACUGGUUUCGGAAAGGUCUUAGGAUUCAUGACAAUCCAGCUCUAGCCGAAGCCAUCGAUCUGAUACGCAAAUCGCCGAACAAGUAUGUCCUGCGCCCAAUUUUUGUCCUGGACCCGGAAAUUCCGAAUUGGUUGAAAGUCGGUCCUAAUCGAUGGCGAUUCCUGCAAGAGUCACUAUUACAGUUGGACUCAAAUUUACGUAAAAUAAAAUCCAGAUUGUAUGUCGUCCGAGGAGAUCCGAAGGUGAUUUUUCCUAAAUUAUUCAACGAAUGGCAAGUAGAACUUUUAACAUUUGAAUCGGAUAUAGAACCAUAUGCAAGACAGCGCGAUAUGUUGGUGGAAAAGCAAGCAAAGAAAUUCAACGUAAAUGUUAUCACAACGGUGUCCCAUACGAUUUACAAUCCGGAACUGAUUAUUCAAAAGAGUCAGGGUAUUGCACCGAAACAAUACGAAGGCUUCCUGAAAAUUGUAUCGACCAUGUCAAUACCAGAACCUUUAGAAGCGCCAGCUGCUCUACCUGCUAAGUCGAAACCAUCAAAGGACUCGAAUGAACACACAGAUUCAAAGUGCUAUGAUUGUCCUGCGUUACACGAACUGGGAGUGAACGAAGCAGAUUUGGGUGAUGUCUUGUAUCCAGGGGGCGAAACAGAAGGCUUAAAACGGUUCCAGGCAAUACUCCGAAAGCCUGAUUGGAUUUGUGGCUUCGAAAAACCAAAAACGUCACCCAACUCACUUAAACCAAGUACCACUGUUCUGAGUCCUUACCUUAAAUUUGGUUGCAUUAGCUCAAGGCUGAUGUAUUCGGAUUUGCAGAAAGUGUUGAAGAACAAGAAGAAACACACAACGCCACCUGUAUCUUUAAUAGGCCAAUUAUUAUGGCGCGAAUUUUUCUACACAGCAGCUGCAUCGGAUCCAAACUUUAAUCGUAUGGUCGGCAACUCGUUUUGUCGUCAAAUACCGUGGAAGAAAAAUGUGCAACAUUUGGAGGCCUGGACGUACGGUCGCACUGGAUAUCCUUUCAUCGAUGCUAUAAUGAGACAGUUGCGACAAGAAGGCUGGAUUCAUCAUUUGGCCCGACAUGCUGUGGCAUGUUUCUUGACCAGAGGUGACUUGUGGAUAUCGUGGGAAGAUGGGCAAAGGGUGUUCGAAGAACUGCUGCUAGAUGCCGAUUGGGCGUUAAAUGCCGGAAACUGGAUGUGGCUGUCGGCGUCAGCAUUCUACCACUUAUACUAUCGUGUGUAUAGUCCCGUCUCGUUUGGAAAGAAAACCGACAAGGAUGGUGAAUAUAUUCGAAAGUAUGUGCCGGAGCUGGCAAACUAUCCUAAAAGUAUGAUUUACGAACCAUGGACAGCGACUGCUGCUCAGCAACGCGAAUUCGGAUGCAUUAUUGGCAAAGACUAUCCGCAGCGAAUCGUCAUCCAUGACGUAGUCCUCAAAAAGAAUAUGGCAAAAAUGGCAGACGCCUACCAAAAGCACAGAGACGGAGGAGGAGGCGGAAAAUUUGACGUGGACAAUACUCAAGCUAAACCGGAACCGCAGUCACCGAAAACGGAACCGGUGUCACCAUCAACGUCGUCAGGUUGUUCAAGUUCAAAAAUCCUGAAAAUGGAACAGAACAGCACGAUAGUGAAAUACUUCAAAAAAGAUCCGAAGAGUCCAUGAUGGAUGAUCGCAAGGGUGUCCGCAUAUUCGCAAUAAACGACAACCGAUGUUCACAUGUUCCA